AUGUUAAACUCAGCACUCACUAUAGAAGCAAUUGCCCAGCUAACCCAAUACAUACAGGGCAAUCAUACUAAACCUUCAGACAUGUCCGACCUUCAAUGGACUCGACUGCAAGAGAAAGCAGGCAAUUUUCUGGUUCAUAAUAACAGGCUAUACUACGCUGGUAGUGAAGAGCAUGAUAAUCUACUAGAAGCAAUUGGCAAUGAUGACAGUGCGAAGUUAGAGAGCAUUGCCAAGCCAGUGCAUAUCGAAAACGGGCAUAUGGGGCCAGAAAGGCUUUAUCAAAAACUUCGAUGUAAUUAUCUGGGCUUCACUCGCAAAGCCAUUCGAGAGGUAGUUAGCAACUGCUCUACCUGCACAGCAAACAAUCCCAUGCAGCAUGUUGAGUGCAACUAUCCAAUGAUGCAUCUGCAGAUUGACUGUAUUGAUAUGCGCCACUUGGCGCACAGCAAUGAUGGAUACGGUUGGAUCUUAAUAGUUCUAGAUGUCUGUUCUAAGUUUAUUAUGGCCGAGCCAAUGAUAAGAAAAACAGGCAAGACUGUUGCCAAAAAGUUAAGCCAUCUCUUUGCCAUAACCACUCGCCCGUGGAUAGUUCAAUGUGAUAAUGGCGAAGAGUUUGUCAAUGAUGAUGUUAUAGCUCUUAUGAAGCGCUUGGGCAUUGACUACAGACACAGCCAAUCUCAUCUACGCAUUAUGGGCCAAGUGAAGCGGGCUAUUCAAAGCCUAGUUCGAGGUCUGUUUGGUUCUGCGACAUGCAAGGACCCUGAGCGCUGGAUUGAUGACCUGGAUAUUGCCCUUGAUUUCCACAACCGAGACCACCAUCGAGCCAUUAACCAAGUCCCUGUUGAUGUAUGUUACGGCUGGCCGGCAUCUAGCCGCCGCCCAAUCAUCUUCGAGGACUGUCAAGAGGUUUAUGAGCAAGAAGUAACCCGGAUGUUCCAAUGUGAGCCAGAGAACGUCACCGCUAUUAAUCCAAUACCGAAAUGUACUCCUUCCGUAGAAGACCCAAAAAUAAUGCUUAUCCCUGUGAAGAUAACUCCAGUCGACCAGCGAAUAGAUGCCAACCACCGACGGAAGUAUCUGAAAGCAAUGGACCGAAACCGCAACAACCGUAUACGAAAAGCAAGAGCACCACAAGACACUUCUAGUUGA
Messenger RNA from Nematocida homosporus, 1149 nucleotides. RefSeq lists its product as uncharacterized. Gene Ontology annotation, molecular function: nucleic acid binding. The record is from RefSeq and is a predicted model, not a curated record. The transcript has a single exon. The coding region runs from base 1 to 1149 and encodes 382 amino acids. NCBI's taxonomy places the organism in Eukaryota, Fungi, Microsporidia. Gene Ontology annotation, biological process: DNA integration.